Molecule: messenger RNA, 719 nt
Organism: Bombus impatiens (common eastern bumble bee)
Lineage: Eukaryota; Metazoa; Arthropoda; Insecta; Hymenoptera; Apidae
Gene: EloC
Product: elongin-C
Exons: 5
Coding region: 175-612 (145 amino acids)
Biological process (GO): ubiquitin-dependent protein catabolic process
Cellular component (GO): elongin complex
Molecular function (GO): protein-macromolecule adaptor activity
Source: RefSeq, a predicted model, not a curated record
GAAGAUGCAGAAGUAGUUUAGAAUCUCUGGUUUCGAUUUAUCGAGAACUAUAUAUCACCAGCGGCCAUAUUAAUUGCCAUUGCGUUAUUAAGAAACUUUGUUGUGAUCAAAAAGUCUGAAUUUGUACAAUUUUCUUUUUCAUCGAGGAGGAUAAACAUCUUAUAAAAUACAAACAUGUCAAAUGAUGUGAACACCCAAGUUGAUAAGCCCAAUGAGGAAGAAAAUAUCGAUAAAGCAGAGGAAGAAGAAGGCACUUCAUCUAUUGAUCUGCAUGCGCAAGAAAGUGGACUUGUAUAUGGAGGUUGUGAAGGACCAAAUGCAAUGUAUGUAAAACUUGUCAGCAGUGAUGGACAUGAAUUUAUUGUUAAACGUGAACAUGCUUUAACUAGUGGAACAAUAAAAGCUAUGCUAAGUGGCCCUGGACAAUUCGCAGAAAAUGAAGCUAAUGAAGUAAACUUUCGAGAAAUUCCAUCUCAUGUAUUGCAAAAAGUUUGCAUGUAUUUUACUUACAAAGUACGCUAUACAAAUAGUAGCACAGAAAUACCAGAAUUCCCUAUUGCACCUGAAAUUGCAUUAGAAUUAUUGAUGGCUGGAAAUUUUCUAGAUUGUUAAAUGUCACAAAUAAUGUCAAUAACAAGCAAUUCAGCUCUGAGGCAUAACAAAAUUGUUGAUUAUAAUUUCGAUUUUAAAAAAAAAUUCAAUAUUGUAACACAUUUUUA